AUGGAGCUGUUGAGCACAGCUUCUUCCUCCUCUGCAACCCGGACGGCUCCGAGAAUCAAGAGUGCAACCACAACGGAGUCGACCUCUACUACCACUCUACCGCAGGGGCAGAGAGGAAAACCGGAGAAAAAGGAGAAGCUGUGCAAAUGGUUUGCGAAGUCGGAUGAAGGCUGCCGCCGAGGAGCAGAGUGCCAGUUUCAGCAUGAUUGGGGAACCACACCGAAGACAGGGAGAUGCCUCACGUGCUCGGCUGUUGGGCAUCAAAGGAGGGAUUGCCCGACCAAGAAGGCUGGAGAUGCGGCCCAGCAGUCCCCAACAGCAGGCUCAGCAAAGGGCAAAGGAAAGGGAGACAAGGGCUCAGGAAGCCCAUCGAGUACGUCAAGGGACCCGCCGGGCGACCUUCAGCAGAUCCUGACCGAUGCCCAUCAGAUGCUGAAAACGAUGAUGGCGACAACGACUCCGGCGACUACCUCUACCACAACCGGGGCACCAACGUACGAGUCGAUUCAGCGCCAGCUUGACGAGAUGAAGCUAACCCACGUGUUGAGACCCGCCAAGGACGAGCACGAGCACCUCACUAGCAAGGAGGUGCCGGUGGUUUUGGCGGGAGAUGAACAGUGGACCCGCGGAGGACUAUUGUUGAAGCACCCAAAGUACGGGACCAUCCGUACGAGGAUUCGCGCUGGCUGCCCGGAGAUUGUGGACUCAGUGCAGGCUGCCAUGUUGAUCUCCGAGCUAGAGUCGCGGAAGCUUGAUGAGCUACGACAGAAAACUGUAGACCUUCAGGACCGCCUCAACGCGAUCAAGAUGAUGGAGGUGAGGAAUGAGGACUGGAGGCAUGAUUUGGCUGCCUAUGCUCAGGAGGGGUGUGUUGUGGAUGGUUUGCAGGCCCUCUACAAGUCCCCGAUCUUCAAGCACCUCCCCGAGGACGUUCUGAUGGGCAUGGUCCCGCAUGUGCAAGGAGACGACAAAGAAGGCUGGGAGUACCUGAAGGCCCUUCCGGUGUCAAGGAGGAUUCGAAAGAAGCUUCUGCGGUCAAGGGCGUGGGUGCUCAACCUCUACGGGGGCCGGAACCUGAAGCAGGACCCGGUGCAGUCUGUGAAUGGGCAGAUAAACAAGGAUACGAACUCCGAGGUGGUGGUCGUGAACGUCGAGAUCCUCUUGGAUGGUGGUUGGAGCGUGCGGGGCAAGGCCUACAAGGCGCUGAUGUGGGCGGCAAUGACCUCUCGGAUCAAGGCUGUGGUGGGAACCCCGCCCGUGAAGACGUUUGAGUCUCGACCUUAUGAGAAGACGCUAGCCCGGGAGUACGGUGCCUACAAGCGGAGGCAGAAGGAACGAAAGCCGCAGCGGUCUCCAGACCCUCGCAUGCGUGAUGUGGCGAUACAGUGUGAGCUCUUGGGAGAUAUUCCCAAGAAGGUGUUUAUGACACCGAAGGGGUUUCAGGAGCGCGAUGUGUGCCAGAGGUGCAUCCGAGGCCAGAAAGAGGAGACCGAGCAUCGCGGUUGUGGAGCAGCCUGGUUCAGCGAGCUUACGUCGCGCUGUGCUCAAGCGGCGCAGCAGACAGCAAGCACUCAUGUCGCUGGUGUAAAAAAUUCGGAGAAGAUCACCCUCGACCCCUGUGCAGAGUUCAGAUAUUCCACAGUCCUACUAUGCCCCAACAUCCUGCCCCUGAGCUACCCACUACAUCCCUCCACAUCGACCCCGUAA
Molecule: messenger RNA, 1707 nt
Organism: Symbiodinium sp. CCMP2592
Lineage: Eukaryota; Dinophyceae; Suessiales; Symbiodiniaceae
Source: the annotation of a GenBank genome assembly